Acanthamoeba castellanii str. Neff is the source of this 1365-nucleotide messenger RNA. RefSeq lists its product as uncharacterized. The record is from RefSeq and is a predicted model, not a curated record. Lineage: Eukaryota; Discosea; Longamoebia; Acanthamoebidae. Gene Ontology annotation, cellular component: cytoplasm; membrane. The transcript has a single exon. Gene Ontology annotation, molecular function: phosphatidylinositol kinase activity. Bases 1 to 1365 code for a protein of 454 amino acids. Gene Ontology annotation, biological process: phosphatidylinositol phosphate biosynthetic process; phosphatidylinositol-mediated signaling.
AUGUCCGCACACCGGGCCAGCCAGCCCGAGCAGGUGCGAGAGUUCGGGUCUCGCCUGGUCGUGCUAUGCCUUCUCGCCGCCCACGUGUGGCGCGACGAAGAGAUCAACCUCAUCGCCGCUCUGCAGGCCCGCUGCCUCAACCUGGUCCUGCUCGUCUACCAGCGCCGACCACGUCUCGCCUCCUGCCCCCUCUGGCGCAACCGAACCAACCACCCUGCCGCACCACCGGCGGUCUUGGUCCUGACGGAGAGCCUGGCCCAGAUCCGCGCCGACACCCUGGCCGCAGGCGGUGAUGAAGUCGUGCCGCUCACGAUUCGAGCCUGGGCUGCGCUCAGCCUUGGCCACCUGCGAACGGCCUUUGAGUCGGGCUUGGCCUCGUUCGGUGGCCUGUCGGAGGAGCAUCUCGACCUCCUGACUCAGGCCGAGCUGGGCAAGCGGUACGAGGUAUCGUUCGACGUCGCGGAGCGCCACUUCGAGUGGGCAGAGGUGACCAAGGUCUACCCGUCGGAAAACCAGCCCAAGCGGCUGCUGUGCGGCCCGGAGCCGGUGCGCAGGUUCAUCUGGAAGCAGGGGGACAACAUCUACCACGACCAGGUGUGCCUGGGCAUGAUGCGCGCCUUCAACGAGAUCUGGCGCGCCCUGGGCACCACCGUGACCUGGCGCGACCAGAGCGGGCGUGUGCACGCAGAGCCCAUCCGGUGUCGCAUCUACGACGUCUACCCGCUCGAGGGCAUGCCGGUCCUGCGCACGGCCCUCAUCGAACACGUGCUUGGCACCACCAUCGCGCCGCUGUGGGACCGCAACAUGCUCGGCCUGUCGUAUCGUACCGUGUGGAACGACUACGCCUCGUACGACGAUACGUCGGGCAACUCGUACACGCUCAAGCUGGCCACGUCAGUGGGCUCGUUCAUCGCGUGCUACGUGCUGGCCGUGGCCGACCGCCACCAGGACAACAUGAUGCUCGAUGCCGCGGGCGCCUUCUUCAACAUCGACUUCCAGUACUGGGGCGGCGAGACGACCUUCCCCGACACCGGCGACCUGCCGCUGCCGUGGGGCUUCGUCACCAUGCUCACCCAGUCGGGCAUGUGGCCCGAGUUCGUGGAGCUGUGCUGGCAGGCCCUCACGGCGCUGCAGGCCUUCGCCGAGCCGCUGCUCGCGCUGCUGGCCGAGAAGAUGGCGCUCAACCCCGAGCACCAGCGGAAGACGCUGGCGACGGUCGGCGGCUAUCUGGACCCGAUCGCGAAGGAGCAGUUCGUCGAGCGGCUGCGCAAAGGCAAGUAUCUCGCGCUGCCCAAGACAGUGCUCCACCACUUGGCUCAAGAAUACAAGAAGAAGAAAAAGAUGAAGGAGCAGCAGCAAUCGUGA